AUGGGUGUGGAUAUCCCCGAUAUUCGCAGUAUUAUCCAUAUUGGAACACCGCGGUCGUUGUUGGAGUACGGGCAGGAAAGUGGGCGAGCCGGACGGGAUAGCCAGCGCAGCGAGGCGAUUAUUAUCCAGCCCGAGGGCUGGGACGAGCCCACGCCGGAGACGCCAGAGGCCGUGGCGGAUCGCGAGUUGGUGGACGAGUACCUCGGGGUGGCGCCCGGGGUGGGAUGUCGACGGUUUGAUAUUGAUUCCACCGAGGCACUCUGUGACGGCUGUGACGCCGAUUGGCUCGCGCAGGAGUCGGUUUGCAUGUCCCCGGACAGAUAUUCCCCGGACACCCGCAUGGACGAUCUCGCCAGCACGACAAGCCCACCACGCGAGAUUAGCGCUACGGGCAGUCCCCAUUCCCAUGGUAGUGGCGAAUUAUUUCCAUUAUCGCAUAUUAUACCACAGAGCACGCAGAAUAUCGCGCCAAAUCCCACACGCCGGUCCCAAUCCCAUGACAAUACAGAAUCAUUUGAAACUCAAGUAAUAUCGCAUGUUAUACCACAGAGCACGCAAAAUAUCGCCCCCAAUCCCACGCCCACGGUUAGUAUCGCCGAACGCCAGCGCCAACGGGUGCAAGACCAGCGCCAUGCAGCGCCCCGUAUUCAACACCAGGUGCAAGAUGCACGGCAGUGGUUGGACGAGGAAACUAUUGAAAACGAGAUAGCACCAUGGCAGAAAAAGUGCUAUAUUUGCACCAUUGCAGGACGGGAACGGAACGAACACGAGUUAUACUUUUGUCGUGGGCCCAAAAGCGACAAAGCCAAGGCAUGGGUUAAUCUAGUUCGCCAGUAUAAGAUUCCAUUCGCUAGAUAUACCGCUUGUUACCGCUGUUAUAUGCCGCAGACGAUCUGUCGACGAUGGGAGGUACUAGAUGGCCAUCCAACACAAACCGAGUGUGUAUAUAAGGAUAUAUUGGUCCCCAUGACAGCUGUAAUACUGUACGGCCCGUGGGAGGAGCAGAUCCAGCCACUAUGGCAGCGCCGGUUGCAGCAGCACGGGGUGGACGCAAACAACACCAUGCAAGUGUUGCAGUUUUUGGGGCAGGCCACGGAGGGAGCCAAAGGCCAGCACAGCCAGUUAUUCGCAUUAUUUUGCUGGCUAUGGCAGAUCUGCAAAGAAUUGAGGGGAUCCACGGGGUUUGUGGUAUAA
This is a messenger RNA of Aspergillus tanneri, 1194 nucleotides long. RefSeq lists its product as uncharacterized. Gene Ontology annotation, cellular component: chromosome; cytoplasm. Bases 1 to 1194 code for a protein of 397 amino acids. Gene Ontology annotation, biological process: double-strand break repair via homologous recombination. The record is from RefSeq and is a predicted model, not a curated record. The transcript is spliced from 2 exons. NCBI's taxonomy places the organism in Eukaryota, Fungi, Ascomycota, Eurotiomycetes, Eurotiales, Aspergillaceae. Gene Ontology annotation, molecular function: four-way junction helicase activity; 3'-5' DNA helicase activity.